AUGUUAAGGAAUGUUGCUAAAAGUUCAUCUGAUAUCCCCUUUGAAGAUGAUAAGUUGAAAAACAAAAAUGAAAUAUUUAAGAAAAGGAUACACAAAGAAAUAAAGAGAUUAAAAGAAUCAAAGGUUAUCGAUGAUAUAAAUGUAUAUAUUACAUUUAAAGAGAGCAAUGAUUCAAAUGAUGAUCAAAAUGAUAGUAAUAACAACUAUAAUGGUAAUAAUUGUGGUAAAUAUGUACAUUUACUACAAACUUUUGAUGAGAAAUAUUUUUUAGAAGAAACCUUUUUUGUAAAUAAUUUUAUAAAACAUAUAAUUAUAUUAAAAAAGAAUAAUAAUAUAUCUGAUUCAUAUAAAGAAGAGAAUGUUUAUAUUUCUAAUGAAUUAAUUAAAUAUUACACAUAUAAAAAUACAACUUGUCCAUUCUAUAAUAUUUUCGAAAUAUUAAAUUUUGAAAAUUUUUUUAAUAGUUUUAAAUCCUUUUUAAAUGAAAUAAAUAACAUCCUAGAUAUUUUUGAAAUAUUUAAAAAGGAUUUUAUGAAAGAACAAAAUAUUUUUUACAAGGAGAAGUAUAAAAUACAAGAAAAAAAGAAUGUCAAAGAAAAUUGUUAUGAGGAAAAAGAUAAUAUGGAAUAUUUUACUAAUAUAUUUUUUGAAAUUAUAUAUAAAGAUUUUAUAAGUUUUUUAUCCAAAAUACAAAGAGAAAUUAUUAAUAAUAUAUAUUCAUCUAAUGAAUAUGAAAAUGAAAACUUUUAUAAAAAAUUCUUUAUAUUUUUUAAUAAAUAUUAUAAUAUAAAUGAAAGUAUAGUAUAUUCAUUUUUUAUAUUUCAUGAUUAUCCUUUUAGUAAACCGUUAAUAAAUUUUGAACACUUUCCUUUUUCUAUAUUCAAAAAAAAACGUCAACAAAAUUUAAUGGGUGAAAAAUAUAAUAAGAAAAAUAUCCUUACGACUUUAUUAAAAGAACAAAAAUGGAUGCCAAAGAUAACCUUGGAAAAUUUAUUUGAGGAAUCCAAAAAAUUAGUAGACAAACUUUUUUUUUAUUAUCAAUAUAAAAUAUAUUUAUUUUAUUAUUAUCUUAAUAAACAUAAAAUCUUUGAGCAGUUUUUUCAAAAUGAUUUUAGAAUAUCUAUUGAUAAUUAUAAUAUUAUUUAUUUAUAUAUUUUUAGAGUAGAUAAAAAAUUAAUAUCUAAUAAAAUGAAAGGGAAAAUAAUAGUACCUAAAAAGAAUUAUUCCAAUUUAUUAUAUAGCCUUAAUAAUUGUGAAUGUAUAAAUCCAAAUAUUGUUUUCUAUAAGUUUUUUUAUUUAUAUAAAAAAUUAAAAAGUAAAAACUAUGAAACACAUGAUCAAUUUAGUGUAUUAAGAGCUCAAAGAAAAAAAAGGUAUCAGUACUUUAUGUAUUUAUUUUUCAUUAUAUUUAUUUUCUUUAUUCCUCAAAUAAUUAAAAAUAUAUAUAUUUAUAAUACUGAUGAGACAGAAACAUAUAUAAAUGAACCAUCUCAUAUUCAGAAGCUUAAUAAAAAUGUAGAUAACUAUGUACUUUUCGAUGGAUAUGUAAAUUUAAUACGAACAAGUAUCAAUUAUUUUGAUAAAAAAAAAGAUGAUUAUAGAUAUAUGGACAACAGUACAUUUUAUGGAAAUAUAAAGAAUGUGAAAGGGAAUGAACAAGAUUUGUAUAGAGAGGGAGCUAUAUAUGACAAUAUUAAUAAUAAUAAUAAUAAUAAUAAUAAUAUGAAAAAUAUGAAUAAUAUGAAAAAUAUGAAUAAUAUGAAUAAUAUGAAUAAUAUGAAUAAUGAAGAAAAUAUUACCAACGAAAAAAAUGAACAAAAUACAAAUGAUGCAUUAAUUCUUAAGAAUAACAAAUCUGAAAAUGAUAUGAUUUCUAAUAUAAAGAAAAAAAAAGGAGAGAAACACAAAAAUAUGUUUUUAAUAAUUUUAUCUCUUUUUGAAUUAUUAUUUUUUUCAUUAGGUAUAAUAUAUAAUUUACAUUUAUUACGAAAAAAAUAUGACCAAAGCAAUUUUAUUGUUAAUAUAUGUUCUUCUUUAUUAAUACUAUAUAAUCCAAUUUUAUUUUGUAGUUAUAAAAAUAAUAUGAUUGUAAUAUCUAUAGGGUUAUUAAUAUGGAGUAUAAAUUUUAUGUUAUUAAAAAAAAUAUUCUUGUGUAUAGUGGUAUAUUUUUUAUCUAUAUAUUUUAAUAUAAUAAAUAUCAUUUAUUUUUUCUCCUUUUUCUUUAUGUAUGUAUAUAUUAAAAGCAGAUAUAUAAUAAAAAGAGGAAAUCAAAUUAAAAGCCAAUUUAAGAGUAAAUUAAGAAUUUUGAAAUAUGCUUUUAUAUAUUUAAUAAUAUUUAUGAUAAUAAGUUAUGUACUAAUAUAUAUUUUUUUCGAUAAAGAAAAACAAAAUGAAGAUGUCUUUACAAAUUUGUUUAUUAAUCCUAUAAAAUAUUGGUACCAUAAAUAUUUCUUAAAGGUAUAUUUUAAUAAUAAUAAUAAUAAUAACACAAAUGUACAUGGACAUAAUAUGUGGGCACCUAUGAAGUUCAUUAUUAAUAGUAAUAUUUAUGUAAACAAUUAUAUAAUAAAAUAUACUCCUUUUUUUAUAACAUUUCUAUUUAAUUAUUUCUUUUCUAUAAAUACCAUAAUUAAAUUUUAUUCUUCUUUAAUGUUUUCUUCUAUAGUAUUUCUUUUUAUGUCUUAUACUUAUUUUAGUUGUAAUUAUUUAUUGAUAUUUAUUAUAAUAAUAUUACUAUUGUUUAUUAAUAUACUUGGUACCUCAAGUGUAUUAUUAAAUAUACUUUUGUCAUCCUAUAUUAUUAUAGCUAAUGAUCAUUUCCAUAUGUAUACAUUUGGUUUAACCAUAUUAUAUUUUAUCUUUCACAUAUAUUUAAUGUAUCCAUCAAACAAUUUAUUUCAAAAUAUAAAUUAUGAAUUAAAAAUAAGUUCAGAGUUAAUUAAAAAUUUGUAUUAUUUUUUUCUAAGUAAUAUCAUUCAUUUAUAUGAAGCCCAUAUAAAACAUAUAAUACUUUCAUUUGUUAUAAUAUUUUACCCUUCUGUCCUUAACAACAUGUCCAAUGAAAAAACAAUACGCAACAUUAUUCAGAAAAAAUAUAUACAAAAAAAAAUUAUACUAUGUUUAUAUUCACAUAUACAUCAUGAUUAUUUUUUUAUACCUUUAUCGUCCUUUUCAUUUUGUUUGUUUGUUAUGCUAGGCAUAUUAAAGCUAUAUUAUUCCCUUGCCUAUAUAAAAAUAGCAGUCUACAUAUUCCAAUUUUUUACUAUAUCUAGUUUGUUCACAAUAUUAAUGCUUUUUUAUAUAAAAAGAAAGAGUUUUCGCAAAUUAGAUUUUUUGAGUAUACCCGACUCGUCGAGCAAAAGAACAUUCCCAUUAGAGAGGUCAAAGAAAUUAUAA
Molecule: messenger RNA, 3396 nt
Organism: Plasmodium reichenowi
Lineage: Eukaryota; Apicomplexa; Aconoidasida; Haemosporida; Plasmodiidae
Product: putative membrane protein
Exons: 3
Coding region: 1-3396 (1131 amino acids)
Source: RefSeq, a predicted model, not a curated record